Messenger RNA from Exaiptasia diaphana, 5211 nucleotides. RefSeq names its product telomerase-binding protein EST1A. Gene Ontology annotation, molecular function: telomeric repeat DNA binding; telomerase RNA binding; protein binding. Lineage: Eukaryota; Metazoa; Cnidaria; Anthozoa; Actiniaria; Aiptasiidae. Gene Ontology annotation, biological process: nuclear-transcribed mRNA catabolic process, nonsense-mediated decay. The coding region runs from base 162 to 3854 and encodes 1230 amino acids. The record is from RefSeq and is a predicted model, not a curated record. Gene Ontology annotation, cellular component: telomerase holoenzyme complex. The transcript has 18 exons.
UUUUAAUAGUGUGACUGAUGUCGGGAAUGUGCUUUACGUGAAAAAGAUUUAUAUGGAAAGAAGGAAAGCCAUAACAAGCUACUAAGAUUUGGGACGGRUGUGACGGGCUGGCUGUGUUUGUUCAAACCGUACGGGACCUGGAACGAGUUGAUAGAGAGUUAAUGGCGGCGCUUUCAAGCGAAUGUGGUCGUUCAACUACCAAAACUGUUCRURUAACUUAUCAAGAACUUGUUGAACUAGCCGAAGCUUUAGAGAAAGACAAGARAGAAAGGACUUACAAAGCGAAAAGCGAAGAAGUCGAAGGGGCUUGUUCAACAKACGUUUCUCCUUGUGAAAAUGUUAGUCCCAGCAAGGAGACGAACAGUCCUAUCUCCAAGUCUGARAAAAAAACUCUAGAGGACCGAAAGAGCAGUUCAAGAAAGGAUUCUGACAAAAAGAAACAUAAGGAAAGAAAGCGUGAUAAAAAAGAUGAGAAAUCACUAAAGAACAARGCCGAAAAUGAGGCAUUUGAAGUUCAAAACAAAGAAUUUGUAGAGGCAAAUUUCACAGCUGAGCUUGGUGAUGACGAAGACAACGCUAAACAAACUGCCAAAGAUAAAAAGAAACUUCGAAAAAGAAGUCCAAAGUCUAAAGAAAAAAGUAYUGAAGAAACUGCUAAUAUAGAGGAGUCGGUGGAGAAGCUGAAAUUACACGAUAAUGAUCAAGAAUCGAAAUCCAAGCACAAAGAAAGGACAAAAAAGCAUUCAGAUUCUAAAAAGAAAGAACGAAAAAAGUAUAAGCAAAAUAACGAUGAGUGCCCUGACGAGGAAAGUAAGGUUAUAAAUCACAAACAAGACUUCAUUAACAAUGAAGAUGAACAAUUAAAUAAUGAUCAUCAUCAUGGAAUCCUGAAGUCUCCUAACUCCAAAUCUAAUCACUACCAUUCCCAUGUUAGCUUUAGUGAAGAAACAGAUUCUCAUAUUAUUGAUUAUAAUACUGGUGAGGAACGAGGCAUACUGCGUAUCCCACAAGGUGUUAAUAUCCACGAUGGUGAAGUAAUWGAAUCCCAGCAGUACACAGACAAAGAUAUAGAGGCUGAAUACAGCAGAAAUGAUGAUGUUUCUAAUAGCAUUAGCAAUCAAACCCCCGUACAAAGCUCACAUUCACAGUCAGAUGUCUCUAAAAGUAAGUCUUGUGAGCAAGAAGACCUUAAACUCAAUUCCGCUGAGAAAAGAYUAAGAUCACUUAACAGACAAAGAGCGCAACAGCUAGUAAAACAAGCACACCAUGCUGAGAAUACCCUUAGUAACCUACUCUCAAAAGGAGUCACUGAACAGGGAACACUAAAGAAAGUGUUCUUGUUAAGCAAAGAAAUMCAAGAUUUAUAUCAAGGAGUGAUUAUGCUGGAUCUCAGUUUUACUCAACAGCACGACAUAGAUCAGCGUUUAUGGAAAAACGCUUUUUAUCAAGUCAUUGAGACAUUUAGGAAGUAUGGAAAGCUAUUUUUAGGGUAUUCUAGUCAAAAAGAUACCAUUUCUCCAGAGAAAAUUAAUGCUGAGCUUGGUGACUUUCUCCAAGCUGCUGGUAAUUUUUAUUCUGGUCUUUUAAAUGGGCUCCAAAAGACAUAUCAUUUUGAUGUYCAGGUUAUUGUUAGCCAGCCAAGGAAAGCAGAAUUCUUAGCAAGAAGUGCCAAGCUUGCACUACUAAGUUGUCAUCAUACCCUAAUCUUUCUGGGUGAUAUUGAGAGGUACAAGAAUCAACUUAAGCCUUACAGUACUUCAAACUGGAGUGGCAUUAGAAGCUGGUAUCUCAAGGCAUCCAAGCUAGCACCAAAGAAUGGCAAACCAUAUAACCAAUURGCUGUAAUAGCAGUGUAUGCUAAUCGCAAGUUAGAUGCUGUCUUUUACUAUGUGAGGAGUCUGUGUGUGAACUCUCCUAUUCUCACAGCUAAAGAAAAACUAACUACAAUUUUCUAUGAAAUCCAGAAAAAGGCAGAUCAACUACACUGGGAAGAAGUUCAAGAGAGGAAACGUCAACAUGAAAUGAAGGUACAACGAGAACGGAGUGCAGGUCGUGGUCGCAAUGUWUUUCGUGAAGUAGCUAAAGGAGUUGGACUUGUUGGUGGGACAAACAGUGGAAGGCAUGAAAUUUGGKUGUUUAUAAGACAAGGGAAAUACAGAAGACUUGUGCUUACUGAACAUGGUGCUGUUCARCAAGUUGAUGCUAUGGGUAAGCCUAUCAGUAGAGAUGUACAGGAGGAACCUGAACCAAAGAAAGAAACAAAACAAGAAUCUCCAAAAAUCUCUCUACAGGAGGUAAACAAGAAGUUUAUGCUGCAUUUUCUCUGUGCUCAUGGCCUACUUUAUACAAGGAUAGGGAUGGAAAGACUUCCAGGUCUGCAAGUUCAAUUAAUUGGUGAACUUCAUACUUUACUGAGGUAUCCUCAGUGUUCUUCAGUUGGAUACUAUCCACUGCUACAGAUGGCUGCUAUCAACAUGUUUGCUAUUGACCAUACAGCACCACAAGAAGAAACCAAGGAACCAUUUGUAAGACUGGGUACCCCACAAGACCAAGCACUUAACCUAUCAAUGGAAGUACUGGUUACACUWCUAAAUGCUUGCACUGAAUUACUCAAUGGUGGUGACCAUGGUAACAUGUUAAGUGACACCUUACGUCAGUAUGUACCAACUAUCAAGGUGUGGUUUGAUUGGUUGAUAUGYCAUCAAGAUCUUUGGCAAAUAUCAAAUAUCAGUAUCCACAGAACACUUUGGGAAGCUGUCUCUCAGUUCACUAAUGCAAUUUUACAGCUACAACUACCAUGUUUUGAGGAAGACGAAAAUGAGGAAGUUCUUGUUACUCUGACUGAGGAUGAAUUUCUAGCUGGAUUUAAACCUCUUAUCAAUGCUGAACAUUCAGUUCUURAUAUAAAGAUUUCACAAAACAAGGAGCUUGUGCAAGACCACCUUCAUAUUGCAGCAUUCAAGAAAUUUGCAAUGCAGAUGUCAUCUAUGUCUAAUCCCACAAUGCAGUACUGUGAGGAGACAAGACAAUUUUCUGCUGUGAUACCCAGUCUCCCUACAUCACCAGAACAAACUGACUCAUCUGUAGCUGUGCAUAUGGAUGUUGAACAUCAAAAUAAUCAGGAGUGCUAUGAGUCUGAUGAGGUGAUAAUUGAAGGUGUAUUGGAAGACAUUGAUUCAGGGGAUGAAGCUGACAAAGGUUUCAAGGAGCUCAAGGCUAAGAAAGAUCAAUUAGCAAGAGAGCUGGAAGACCAUGAAGAGAAGCACAGUAAAGCAAGGGCUGUGGUYCAUGAGAAUAUWUCAAGAGCACAUCUGAUGUUUGAAAACUACCCCAACUAUCUGGUCCCUGAUACCAACUGCUUCAUAGAUCAACUAAGUGGUUUGCAGGCUAUUGUGAUGAGUAAUGACUUUACCUUGAUAGUACCGAUUGUUGUAAUCAAUGAGUUAGACGGACUGAAGAAAGAUUUCCUGGUAGACAAAUACCAUGACUAUAACCAUGCACAGAUGGUUAUGAACAAUGCCAGAGCUGCUAUAGAUUUCCUUGAGGAUCAAUUCAGUCGUCGAUCUCCUUAUGUAAAAGCUUUGACCAGUAAAGGAACAGUGAUGGACACCAUUGCAUUUCGAAGUGAAGAUACAUCAUCCAGGAAGGGCAAUAACGAUGAUGUAAUUUUGUCAUGCUGUUUGCAUUAUUGUGAAGAGAACUUUGUGAACAGACUUGCAACUGCUGAUCAGCCGAUCACUAUCCGACGUAACGUUGUCCUGUUGACUGAUGAUCGUAAUCUACGGGUUAAGGCCUACACAAGGAAUGUUCCUGUUUUGACCGUWCCACAGUUCCGCCAAAUGGCUCGUCUGUAAACAAAAACGACGUCACUCAAAUAUCUAUAUUGGCCGUCCCGUCAUUCCACAGGAUYCACAUCGUUCGAAAAGAAUUAAACUGAAGGUGAUUGCCAAARCCAGCAUWUUCACUGGAAUGAGGUUGAAGUUGUUAUUUAUGUUGCUGUUGUCAAUGAUCGUUACCGCAGUAAAAACUACUCAGCGGAUUGUUAUAAAAGACAUGCUACACUAGCCACAAGUUGAUCGGCAGAUGGAAAGACAUGCUACACUAGCCACAAGUUGAUCGCCAGAUGGAAUCCGGCUCUCUCGCAGCGGCCAGGAACGCCCGGCUACGCAGGCUGUGGAAGGCAUGCGAUCUAGAGUCAGAGGAUUCAACUGAUAAGCAUGUUCAUUAUUAAUCAAUAUUUGAUCUAUAGAGUGAAACCCAUGGUUUGAUUACAUAAUGGAGUAAGUGGGCUUAGGUGAUGGACAUACUCAAUAAAAAGUGCAGAUGGUUUGAUACACUGCAUUUGGCGUUCCGUCGUAUGAAAUAGGCAUGCGUGUUAUACAGUAGACGAUGAUAUCAUAACCUCCCUAACCGGGUCAACGGAUUGUCGCAAGAUCAAAGUCAUGCCAUUCAAAAACAGGCACAGAUAUUGACACUCGCUCGACAAAGUUUGAUGUUCGCCAAAUGGGGGAAGGCCAAGGGGGGGGGCAUUGUUUUUUCAGAUAAGUGCACUACGCGUUUGUAACCUGCCUUCCACUUGGCUACUUAUUUAUUGAGUGCUUGGUCAAAGCCAGAUACGAUUUCUAUAUCUACAUAUAAAAUAAACUUCACUUUUUGCGGGUUAUAUUCCCGUUGUAAGAAAUACGUGGUCAAUUGAUCACUGCAAAUACGCGACUCUUCAAAAUGACAUUUUGCUCAUCGCCAAAGAUGACCUACGUACAGAAACUCGAUGUUUAUUGGCGUAUAACUAGUUAGUCGAAAAUGAAACGGUUACGUGUAAAACUUUGUCAAUACACCUUUUUCAGUUGCUCUUAGGCCUCGACAGCGUGUUAAAUAUUCUUUUGAAUUUGUAGGAAUGUGAGCAAUGCAAACAUUGAUCUGAAUAGUCUUAAUUAGCAAAUUCCAAAGAAUUAUCGCGGCAAGGUGCAAUUGAAAAGGUGUAUUGUUUCUUAGUUUCAUACAAAGAAAAUUACUCAUAAUUCUAUCUACACGCACGGAUAGAAAUUACAUAUUGAAUAAUUUUACAAAAUUUGAUCGCCAGCCUUCCGUUUAUACAAUCAUUUGGCCAUGAUGAUUGUUUUUUUAAUAACUUAAUACUUUUAAAUGUAACUGCAUUCAGUCGUUUCGUAUAACGUCUUUAGUGUWCAUCAAUCAUAAUACAAGUGGUGUGAU